AUGGAGACACUCCAUCUCGAGACACCUGUGAAGUCCUGCAAAGAGAAGGUGAGGGCAAGCUUGGUCUUUGGCAUCAGCCUGUGCGCCGCUGUGGGCUUGUUUGCUAAGUUGGCUAACUUGGCGGCGGGGUCAGAGUGGUCAGAGCCUGCGGGACUGUUCCUUGCCAAAGGCGCCACUUCUCCAGCACCGCUUCUCGGUGAUGGCACCGCCGUGGACUGGUGGUUUGCUUUCAAGCCCACUACCGAUGCCUUCCCUGAAUGCUCCACCAAGAUUACUUGCAUGUUCGGUGGAAGCACCGAGUCUUACAAGGGCUGGGGCUUGCAGUAUGUCCUAUCCCAUGGCACCAAGGGGCAGACGUCUGCAAUGCAGCUUCACAGUGACUGCUUGGGAAACGGGGACGACCCAGUAGCAAAGACCUUUGCGCAGGUGUAUUCAGGCAGUGCGCCAAAUUAUGUGAUAUGGAACGACCAGUUCUAUGAUGAUCCGGAGCUCAACAUCCAGCCUCCUUGCGUCAAGUACUGUGCGGGUCCGUGGGGCCACAGCAAGGGGGUCAUGGCUUGGGAUGAGGAUGGUACUGGCUUCAUCAUGCAGGUAACCACACCUGAUUGGCCAGGGACGGGCUCUGCUUCAAAGCCUCGGAGCACUCAGGGUAACACGUUGGGGUGCGUUAAGGACGACAACAUCAAGGUUGCACAGCACUUCUUCGCGCUGCGUUUGGCAACGCUGGAUGACACACGCACAGUUCUGCAAGCUUUGCAGAGAGCGUCGGUUGCAACAGACCCCAGCAAUGAUCAGCUGGUGAAACUCACCUCUGGCCCGGCUGAGCUUUCCAGCUUGGCCAAGCAGCUAGGCCGGCAGGUCUUGGACAAUCUCACGCCGUUUUCCGAGACCCUCAGUGUAAAGACCACGAGCCAGGUGCGGCUCAUUGCCAAGCCUUCGGGAUUACAUGUGCCGCCCUGGCUCAUGGUCUCCUCCCUUCUUGGUGCCCCCUUGCGCACGGCCUCCUGGUGGGGAAAACCGGAGAUCAACUCCACGAAGGCUGGCUUUGUACCAGGCUGUUGGAACAAGACUUUGCAAGCACCCAAGGAAGUACAGGUGGCAUUGAGUGGCCAGUUUGGGGGAAAGACGUUUAGUCUUGAAGGGCACCCUACCACAAAUGGCAACCAUGCAAAGCUUGCACACAGCCUGUCCGGCUCGAAGCUGACGAUCUUGGCCGACAUGAAUCAGCAGGGAAGCUUGAAUGGAAAUGCCGGUGGCGAAGACAGCUGUGAAAUCUCUCAGAAUGGUCGUGGUGGCUUGUUCUUCGUGGUGGAAGACGACGUACUUCAUACUGGGAUGAGCGAACUUCUUAAGGGUGCGACAGCAGACUAUGCUGGCGGAUCGCCAGGCCCAUCCCCAAGCCCAGGCCCAGGCCCAUCCCCAAGCCCGGGCCCAAGUCCAGGCCCCAGUCCAGCCGGUUCUUGUGGCGGAAGCGGGGUGUCAUGGAGCACCUGCAAGUCUCGAAGUGGGUGCACAUACGUGCACAAGGAAGACGCCAAGUCUUGUGGCGUUGAAGGCUAUGGAUGCUAUGCGCCCUCGAGCCUUUCGGCCGCAUGCCCCAAGUCUAUGUGGGCAUAA
Messenger RNA from Symbiodinium natans, 1617 nucleotides. Lineage: Eukaryota; Dinophyceae; Suessiales; Symbiodiniaceae. The record is from the annotation of a GenBank genome assembly.